CCCUGUUUUCUGCUCAUAUGGUGGCUACCGAAGCGCUUGUUUCGAUUUCUGUGUUUCUCUUUACAUCACGUUCACAUACUUGAUAUCGAAAACAACAACCGCAAAGGGUUGUCGCUUCCCAAACGUCCAGUAUAGAAGGAGUAACGAGUUGUUUUGUCUUCGCUUAUUAGCAUUAGCCUUGUUUGGUUGCUGUUUAUGCUAGCUAACAUGGUUGGUGCUGCUUGUUGUGUAACUAACGUUUCGAACGCGGUCGAGCUUCAAGUAAAUAGAAACAACGUUCCAAAUGUGGUUCGCUUGAUUUACGCGCUGCUCCUGUCUUGUGGUCGUGCGUGGACGUGGGUUCAGAUGGUUGAGAAUGGACUUGGUCCAGGAGCACACGGCUACCUGGCCCUAGAGAGCUACUUGAAGAAUAAGCUGCUUUUACAUUAGCUAGCAUGGCAAGCUAUUGGUUAACUUCUCCAGAAGGCCUACAUAACUCAGUUGGCAGUUUAUGAGGAAUACUUACCGUAAACUAAGACAAUACAUGGUUCUUUCGUUAAGGUUACUAUACGUUUUUUGUUGAAACUGCUUUUAGAGAGGUGUUAAUUCAACUUUAUGGUCAUUCUGGAGACUGUAGUUAGUGGUACUACUUACUUGCUUACAUUAUAAUAAGGUGUUUUCUGAUAUUUAUUGAUCCUAAAAACGGCAAAUUACAGCCGCGAAAUAUCAGACACACAGAGCACAUAUAUAAUAUACAUGAAAUGAUAGGAAACCAUAUACAUGAAAUAAUAAAUAGGAUAGGAUACAAGAACACAUAUUAAAAAUAAGUUGGGAAUAAAAAUUUACAACUACUUUUAAAUAGUAUUAAUAAAGAUGGAAAGUAAACCUAUUUUGGAGGGUGUGAUGUUUUGGUAUAUCGAAUACUCUGUUGUAUGUUCUUAACCCAAUUUAUCAGAGGAUAUACCAAAUAAUAGAAACCCCUAUCAGUGUAAUGUAAUACAGUUCAACAGCACUAUGAACUACACCCUUCAAAAUUACCUGUUCAUAAUUGAACAUGGCAACAAAAAAAUAUUCAACAGUUUUCAGUACAAUGGAUUACUUUGUCUUCUAGUAAACAUUGAGCUUUAUGCACUCAGCAGGUCAACAAACAAGCUAGGGCUUAAGUUCAGGUGGGACCGGUUUAAAUUAGGCCUUACAAUAGAGACAACUGUUUCCUUGGCUCAGCAAAUCCAGCAACCCCUUCCUCCUGCAUGUUAAUAAGCUCCAAACCAACCCAGGGGCCCAGGAACCCCAACCAGGCCGGGCCAGUCCAGGAUCCCAGCCCAAAUUUAUCCCUCCACAAGCCAUCUUUUAUACUACUAAUGGGAAGGCUUCAAUACACACCUGGUGUGAGCUUCACUGUCCGCAGCUAGUGACAAGAGGGAGCAACAAACCUGCUUCUUGGGUUGCAGGAGCACGGUGGAGGAGAGGGUCUGAGGCUGAUUACUCCCCCCAUUAGUCUUUGAGGAGGGGGGGGAGGAAGAGGAGGAGCAAGAGGGAGCUGCUAUAACCACCCAGAGCAUGGGGCAAAAAGUCCCAGGUGGUAUUAAAACCAUUGAUAUGCGGGAUCCGGCAUUCAGCCCCCUGAAGCUGGAGCUACAGGCCCUGAGUCACACCAAGCCGUCUCGACUGGAUCUGCUGCUGGACAUGCCACCUGCCAGCGUGGACGUCCAGGUCCAGAACUCAUGGAACAACGAUGACCGCUCCCUUAACAUCUUCGUCAAGGACGACAACAAGCUGGUGUUUCACAGGCACCCUGUGGCGCAGAGCACGGACGCCAUCCGGGGCCAUGUUGGCUAUACAAGGGGACUGCAUGUGUGGGAGAUCAGCUGGGCUAUGCGUCAGAGGGGCACACACGCUGUGGUCGGAGUGGCGACAAGUGACGCCCCGCUGCACUCGGUGGGCUACACAGCUUUGGUAGGAAGCAACGCCGAGUCCUGGGGCUGGGACCUGUGCAGGAGUAAACUCUACCACGAUGGCAAGAAUCACCCAGGAAAAACCUACCCGGCCUUCCUCGAGCCAGACGACACCUUCAUAAUACCAGACUCCCUUUUAGUAGUCUUAGACAUGGAUGAGGGAACUCUGGGUUACAUAGUAGAUGGACAUUAUCUAGGGGUGGCAUUCAGAGGACUUAAGGGCAGGAAGCUGUACCCAGUGGUGAGCGCCGUGUGGGGACACUGUGAAAUAAGAAUCCGGUACAUAAAUGGACUUGAUCCUGAACCCCUCUCUCUGAUGGAUCUGUGUCGGCGUUCAGUGAGGGUGGCAUUAGGAAGAGACCGUCUGGGUGAAAUCCAUAGACUGCCACUGCCGGCCUCUCUUAAGAACUACCUGCUCUACCAAUGACGGCGCUGACGGUGACCGCACGCUCGGCACACCUUCGUCUCUUUCACAUGUUUCUCUGGGAUCCUUCUAGGGUUGAACCCGUUUGACAACAUUGCUCUAGCCUCCAGUACUGACUCAGCCUUCAAGUAUGCUUCUGUGUCAGUAGCUGGACACCUUUUUUGAGUUUCUUAUCCUGUUUUUAUGACUCUUUGCAAUUGUAUUCUCUAACUUUAUAAAAUCAGGAAUCACUGAGCACUAUGCACAUGCUGAUCCAGGCGAUGCCCUGACAGUCACCAUGUUGGUGUACCUCCUCCAGUUUGUAGGUUAAUGUGGCAUAUGUGGUCGGUUUCUCUGCUGUGACCUGCAGACUUUAUGGUAAUGAAUUUAUAUCUUGUAGCCUUUUAAAUUGAUGCGUUAUUGGUUGUGCUAAAACUAAAUUGUGUGAUGGGAUUUAAACUUGAGAGUUGGUGCAGAAAUACACUGCUAGCCUCUGACCACAAGGUGGCAGCACACACACAUCAACCUGUACAUCCUCUCAAAUUGAGAAUUAUAACAUGAAAUCCUAGUUGCUUUUAGAAGUUUUUUUUUUUUUUUUUUUUUAAUGGAUACUAAAUAAAAUUGCAUUACACACAACGCAGAAGAGAUGCUGACCACUCCAUAGAGAGUCUGUAGUGCAGUGUGGAGGAAUGCACUUUUGGGCAGCUGAAGAGCAGCUCCGACCACUCACUGCAUUAUCAGGUUUCUCUGCGAUAUGGAAGUUUACCCCAUUGCUUACCAUCAAGGCAUCCGUCAGGAGCAACAUCAGCAGGAAUUUUAGGAUAAUGUCACUGUGAUUAUUUGUAGCAUGCAUCUGCAGGAAAUCUUUCAAUACAAUCAUGUCCUUUUUUAUAAAAAAAAAAAAGAAACAUUUGUCACUCCUGCUUUUUGUAGUGCAGUAGAUUUCAACCACAUGCUGUCAGGGCCCAAGAGUGCUGUGUUUUUUUCUUUUUUUUUUUUUUUUUUUUUUUAAAUUCCAACAGUCUCCAUCAGCUGAUUUCACUGGUUUGCACAUAUUCAGCCAGAUAAUGGAAACUAACCAAUGACAUAUCCACUUAAGUGGUUCUUUGUAAUGAAAACCGCUGCUACUCUUGGGUCUCACUGGCACAUAGCUGAGCACCAAUGAUGUAGUGUUUGUUAUGACAUGUUAAGGGGGAAACAAAGGGGUUGGGGAAACGGACUGUUGGUGAACGGCGGCGUGCCUGAAUCAGCAAACUUUAGAUUUAAUGCACCGUAACGACAAGACAAUCCACAAAGUGCUGCACAAAUUGUAAUAGAACAUCGGAUUGCCAACCUAUUAAAUGCCAUAUCAUAGACCUGUUGACUAGUAUUUUUUAAUGUGCAGAUGUGCUCCUUAAUCAGUUGUCAGCUGGAUGUGGACAUACUAUGUCACACCUUAUUUUCCUUGCUUGCAGCUUCCAUUUUAUUUGUAUUCCAUGUUGUAGAUUUGUUUAAGUAUCUAUUAAAGUUUAUUUCAAAGUGAA
Messenger RNA from Perca fluviatilis (European perch), 3860 nucleotides. RefSeq names its product splA/ryanodine receptor domain and SOCS box containing 1 (gene spsb1). Gene Ontology annotation, biological process: intracellular signal transduction; proteasome-mediated ubiquitin-dependent protein catabolic process. The record is from RefSeq and is a predicted model, not a curated record. Gene Ontology annotation, cellular component: SCF ubiquitin ligase complex. The coding region runs from base 1540 to 2361 and encodes 273 amino acids. Gene Ontology annotation, molecular function: protein binding. NCBI's taxonomy places the organism in Eukaryota, Metazoa, Chordata, Actinopteri, Perciformes, Percidae. The transcript has 3 exons.